Messenger RNA from Aethalodelphis obliquidens (Pacific white-sided dolphin), 4105 nucleotides. It is a transcript of the gene AFAP1L2, whose product is annotated as actin filament associated protein 1 like 2. The transcript has 19 exons. Gene Ontology annotation, cellular component: cytosol. Bases 275 to 2911 code for a protein of 878 amino acids. NCBI's taxonomy places the organism in Eukaryota, Metazoa, Chordata, Mammalia, Artiodactyla, Delphinidae. Gene Ontology annotation, molecular function: SH2 domain binding; SH3 domain binding. The record is from RefSeq and is a predicted model, not a curated record. Gene Ontology annotation, biological process: positive regulation of interleukin-8 production; regulation of mitotic cell cycle; regulation of interleukin-6 production.
AGCAGCUGCCACGCAGCCGCGGGAGUGGGGCCCGGGGCGCGCACGGACUUGAGCGCUGAAGGUCCGCCCAGGCCGGCCGCGGAGUUCCUCUGCGGGGCCGGCGCGCCGGGAGGGGACCGGGUCCGAGGGCGCCGGGCGCGCCAGGCGCGCUAGGAGGUCCCGCCGCGAGCGUGACCUCACGGGGAGGGGCCAGCGCGGCAGCCCUGGGCGCGGAGCCGAGCGCAGAGAGCGCAGCGCCGGAGCCGAGCCGCGAGGAGCGCACGCCGCGGCCCAGAUGGAGCGGUUCAAAGCCCUGGAGCAGCUGCUGACAGAGCUGGAUGACUUCCUCAGGAUUCUUGACCAAGAGAACCUGAGCAGCACAGCUGUGGUGAAGAAGAGUGGCCUGGCCGAGCUCCUCCGGCUUUACACCAAAAGCAGCAGUUCUGACGAGGAGUACAUUUAUAUGAACAAAGUGACGGUCCACAAGCAACAGGAUGCCGAGUCCCAAGACAAAGCGCCCGAGGAGCAGAGCCCACUGACUAACGGCGAGCCCAGCCAGCACUCCUCGGCCCCUCAGAAGAGUCUUCCAGACCUCCCGCCACCCAAGAUCAUUCCAGAACGGAAACAGCUCUCCACCCCAAAGAUCGAGUCUCCAGAGGGUUACUAUGAAGAGGCUGAACCAUAUGACACAUCCCUCAAUGAGGACGGAGAGGCCGUGAGCAGUUCCUACGAGUCCUACGACGAGGACGAAAGCAGCAAGGGCAAGUCGGCCCCCUACCAGUGGCCCUCGCCCGAGGCCAGCAUCGAGCUGAUGCGCGACGCCCGCAUCUGUGCUUUCCUGUGGCGCAAGAAGUGGCUGGGCCAGUGGGCCAAGCAGCUCUGCGUGAUCAAGGACACCAGGCUCCUGUGUUACAAGUCCUCCAAGGACCACAGUCCUCAGCUGGACGUGAACUUGCUGGGCAGCAGUGUGGUGCACAAGGAGAAGCAAGUGCGGAAGAAGGAGCACAAGCUGAAGAUCACCCCCGUGAGCGCCGACGUGAUCGUGCUGGGCCUGCAGAGCAAGGACCAGGCUGAGCAGUGGCUCAGGGUCAUCCAGGAGGUGAGUGGCCUGCCUUCUGAAGGAGCUUGUGAGGGAAGCCAGUACACCCCAGAUGCCCAGCGCCCGAGUUGUCCGAAAAAAACGGAAGUCAGAGUAAACCUGGAGAUUCCUUCACAUUGGGGUGAGAAACAAGGCCUCUCCCUAAAGACCCAGCACACAAGAUUCCCGGGCCAGCCAGAUGUAACUGAGAAGUACCUGUCAGCCUCGGACUAUGGAAGCUCCAUAGAUGGCCACCCUGAGGUCCCAGAGACCAAAGACGUCAAGAAGAAAUGUUCUGCUGGCCUCAAACUGAGCAACCUAAUGAACCUGGGCAGGAAGAAAUCUACCUCGCUGGAGCCUCCGGAAAGGUCCCUCGAGACAUCCAGUUACCUGAACGUGCUGGUGAACAGCCAGUGGAAGUCGCGCUGGUGCUCCGUCAGGGACAGUCACCUGUACUUCUACCAGGACCGGAACCGCAGCAAGGCGGCCCAGCAGCCCCUCAGCCUGGUGGGCUGUGAGGUGGUGCCGGACCCGAGCCCCGACCACCUCUACUCCUUCCGCAUCCUCCACGACGGCGAGGAGCUGGCCAAGCUCGAGGCCAAGUCGUCCGAGGAGAUGGGCCACUGGCUAGGCCUCCUGCUUUCUGAGUCGGGCUCCAAGACAGACCCAGAAGAAUUCACUUACGACUACGUGGAUGCCGACAGGGUUUCCUGUAUCGUAAGCGCCGCCAAAACCUCUCUGCUACUGAUGCAGAGAAAGUUCUCAGAGCCGAACACUUACAUUGACGGCCUGCCCAGCCAGCAUCACCAGGAGCUACUGUAUGAUGACGUGGAGGUGUCAGAGCUGACGGCUGUGGGGGAGGCCCCUGAGGAAGCUGCUCCUGCGACAGAUGCCCCGAGUGAGCCUGACCCCGACCGCGUAUACCUGGACCUCACGCCCGUCAAGUCCUUCCUGCACGGCACCGGCGGUGCACAGGCCCGGGCCCCCUCGCCCACGCUGCCCCAGCCGGACCCUCCGGCCGAGGCCCUCCCUGCAGACCUGAACCCCACCCCCGAUGAGCCCCUCAUGGUGUCUCCAGAGAACCCCGAGUUGCAGGUACAGGGGGCCCCCCAGCAGGUGAGCUGGCCUCACCUUCUGGGGUGUCUCGGCCAGCUGGGUCCUGUUUGCUUUCUCCCAAAGCAGAUGCAGCAGGAGAGUCAGGAACCUGAGGAGCCUUCCCUGGGAAUCACGGCAGUCAAAAUCCAGACUGAACAGCAGAAGAUCUCCUUCCCACCGAGCUGCCCUGACACUGUGCCCAUCACCCCAGCCGGGGCCAGCCCACCUGUGAAAGACAGGUUGAAGGCAACCAAUGCAGAGAUCAAACUUGGCAAGAACAGGACAGAAGCCGAGGUGAAGCGGUACACAGAGGAGAAGGAGAGGCUUGAGAAGAAGAAGGAAGAAAUCCGGGGGCACCUGGCUCAGCUCCGGAGGGAGAAACGGGAGUUGAAGGAGACCCUGUUGAAGUGUACAGACAAGGGGGCGGCAGCCAGCCUGGAGGAGAAGCUGAAGGAGAUCGAUGAGGAGUGCAGGGUGGAGGAGCGCAGGCGCGUGGACCUGGAGCUCAGCAUUGUGGAGGUGAAGGACAGCCUGAAGAAGGCCGAGGCCGGGCCCGUGACGCUGGGCACAACUGUAGACACCACCCACCUGGAGAACGUGAGCCCCCGACCCAAAGCUGCCACCUCGACUCCUGCCCCGGACUGUACCCCAGUCAACUCCGCAACUGCGCUCAAGAACAGGCCUCUGUCGGUCAUGGUCACAGGCAAAGGCACCGUCCUCCAGAAAGCCAAGGAAUGGGAGAAGAAAGGAGCAAGUUAGGAAACAAACUUCAUCUAGAGACUCUCCUGUCAAUAUGGACCUUGGUGACAAUCCUGCUUCGUUACAGUCUUCGUUAAAGCAGCAACUCUGUAAAAGGGUGAGUCUGUUUACAAGAAAAAGGAAGGACUGGGGUUCUAUGAAUGGAAAACUUCAGCUAAGAGGAGGCUCUGUCCCUUUGCAGAGCCAAAGGAAGUAAUAUGACAACAACAACAAAAAAGACUUGUUUGGAGACCUAAGUCUAUUGGUUGUAAGCAUUACAUUGCUGUAUUUAGGGGUAUUCUGUGUUUCUUCCUUGAAGUUUUCAGCAAUUGCUUUAUCAAGCUUUUUAAGUGAAAAGAUUCUGAUGUGGAGACUUUGGUGGAAGAGAAAUUAAGGUAGCAGGGCCCUGUCCCACUGGUCACAUGGCUUUGGUGACUGAGAAGGUCUAAACCCCUAUCUGAUUCUUAGCAGUGUCAGGGGUUAAACCGUCCUUGUCUUCAACUGUGUAAAGCCACCUAUGGUUUUUUGAGAAAUGGUAACGGGGAAAACAUUUGGGACCAAGCUGAGGCACUGUUGCCAGUAAAUUAAGGCUUUUUUCAGGCUAAAGCAGGCCAGAACCAAUUGCUUUUAAAUAAAAUUUUAAGUGAUGCUGUAUUACAUAGAAAAAAAAGUUUCAAAUCCUGUAAUUUAGAACAGUGAAAAGUGACUGUUGAGAUUUAACUGACAUUUUACAUUACCAUAGAAACAAGAUUACCCUGUGUUUACAGAUUCAGUCCUGCGGUGAGGCGAUUUCUAAGAGAAGAGUUACUUAGUAUAAUGUUCUCUUAGUCCCUGUUUUUUUAAGUUGUGCUCGAUGUCCAGGCCCUUAUCCAAGAAAAAAGGGGCGAGUUUUGUUUCUGGUGGUCUCUUUCUUCUCUUAAAAUUGACAGUGCUGUUCUUUGUGUUGCCCGUUCUUCUCUUCUGAUGGCACUGGUUAACACAGGUUGGAACACAUUGGUUAACACAGGUUGGAACAUUUCACCUGUCAUCUCUCAGCCUCAUUUCUGGGGGUUCUGAAUCAGAGUUCUUUAACACUGGUUCCUGAGAACUAAAGGUCUUUUGAGUCUUAUUGUCUUUCUACUCCCAGGGCAUUUAUUUCCUUUGUCAUAAACACUUGGUGUCCCAAGUGGUGAGUUAGUUUUUUGUUUUUUUUUUUUUAAUAAAAUGUUAAUUGUA